Molecule: messenger RNA, 1945 nt
Organism: Branchiostoma belcheri (Belcher's lancelet)
Lineage: Eukaryota; Metazoa; Chordata; Leptocardii; Amphioxiformes; Branchiostomatidae
Product: ATP-dependent DNA helicase Q-like SIM
Exons: 3
Coding region: 73-1674 (533 amino acids)
Biological process (GO): double-strand break repair via homologous recombination; telomere maintenance
Cellular component (GO): chromosome; nucleus; cytoplasm
Molecular function (GO): four-way junction helicase activity; nucleic acid binding; ATP binding
Source: RefSeq, a predicted model, not a curated record
CGGCCCAGACGGUGGGCGGAGCGCGGGCGGGGUGACAAAUGUUAUCUUGUUGGUUGUUUAUUUCGAGGAAAAAUGGCGGCUUCUUCCACAGUCGAAGGCGAGUUUCGGCCCCUCCUUGAGUCUGUUUGCAAGGAUUUUGGUCGGCCUUGGCCUCUGAAGCCACUUCAGGAGAAGGCGGUGACGUACUUUGUCCAGAGGAGAAAGGACAUUUUUGCCUGCUUGCCCACUGGCUACGGCAAGACGGAACUUUACACGCUGGUCCCUCUUGUCAUGGAAAGAUUGCUGGGGAAACACUGUGUGAUGCUGGUAGUGUCUCCGUUGCUGUCGCUAAUGCAGGAUCAAGUACAACGCCUGCAGCAGGGAGGGAUCAAAGCUGCCUAUGUCGGCGAGACGCAGGAAGAUGCUGAUAUCAAGAGAGGAGUAAUUGAGGGGAAAUAUAGCCUGGUUUUCGUAUCGCCAGAGGCGAUUCUGAACUCUAAAAGUUGGAGAGGGAUGUUGACAAACAAGACUUACCGCGAACAUCUUGUUGGUGUUGCCGUCGACGAGGCUCACUGCAUAACGUCUUGGGGUGGAGAGUUCAGGAAGGAUUACAAGCGAUUGGCAGAACUGAGAUCCUUGCUUGGUGAUGUACCGUUCAUGACUCUCACAGCUACAGCUACUGAGGAAAUAAGGAAGGACAUUCUGUCAUCAUUGUGUAUGGAUUUGGACACUUUCACUGUUUCAGUACCAUCAAAUCGACCUAACAUUAUGUAUCAUGCAGUACCUUCAAGUCAUGACAGUCGCAAGGAGUUCGGAUGGUUGGUUGAAGAACUUAAAAGUAAGGGACAGUCUUGUAGAAAAUACAUCAUAUACUGCCGUAGCAUUAAAAGCUGCUCUCAGUUGUAUGACAUGUUCAUGACUUCUUUGGGUGAUGAUGCAUAUAAUCUGGUAUGUAAUAUGAUGACAAAGUCCUACAGGAAUAGAAGAGUAGCAAUAAACACUGAUAGUAUGGUAAGAGUUACAAUUGCAACUGUAGCAUUUGGGAUGGGUAUAGAUGUUCCAGAUGUUCUCGCAGUGAUUCACUGGGGUGCCCCAAGACAUGUUGAAGGUUUCUACCAAGAAAGUGGGAGGGGGGGAAGGGAUGGUAGACCUUCACAUUCCCUGAUUCUGCACCAGAGUAGAACACUUGCCAAGGGAUCAUGUUCACAGUCAAUGUCAGGCUAUUGCAAACUGGCAAGUGGGAGUUGUCGUAGGAAGUAUUUACUAGAUUAUUUCAAGCUCAAAAGUUCUGAUACACAUUCUUCUGUGGAGGUAUCUGAUAAGGACACAUGCUGUGACCUAUGUGUAGAAUGUGGGGAUUCUUUUCCCUGGAACAAACAUGAAGGUCUGUCAUCAGUUCCUGAACUUUCUGAUGAGGAACUAUUAAAAGUGUCUAGCUAUCGUCAGCCCACAGAAGAACAGCUACACAUGUUGAAAGAAUCUCUGAUCGACUACAGAAAUGAUCUCUUGGAUGAAAUGAAACCCUCACUGUACAAUUUUGACAUCACCAUAGGUUUAAGUCUUUCCACUAUAGACAAUAUUGUUGACAGCUGUGCCACCUUGGUAGCUAGGGACGACAUCAUAACUAACAUUGGUUUGUGGGACGAGGAAGUGGUUGACAUGGUAUUCACAAUCUUAGAAGAGUCAUUCCAGUAAGACUUGAAAUCUGUGAUUUGUCAGUUCUCUACUGUUAACUAACUGUUAACAAAGCCAAGAGAGAAACUGUUAAAACACAAUAUAUUCUACAAUGCUACUAUUGAUAUUACUCAUCUUCAGUUCUUAUAUUGUACAGUACCGGCAAUAUUUCAAAGAAUUAUUCAGUUUUUAUGACAACCUUAUGGUAAAAAAAUUAUGCUUAAGUUACAAUUAACUGUGCAGAAUUACUACCUAUUACUACCUAAGUCUACAGCAGCAACAAAAGUUUGUA